UCGCUGCCGGGCGGCGGGAGCGAGCGGAGCGUCUCUCUCUCUCUCGGGGCUCUAUCGCGACUCUCUGUGCGGGUGGAGCGGCGUGGCCCGGCGCUAUGGGGGUGACUCACGAAGCGGGGCUCUCCCCUCAGGACCCGUGCGGGGGCAGCCCGGGCGGCUGGAGCCGGAGCGCCCAGGUGCCUCAGGACAACCAGCACCAGGGGGGGCCGGCCGCGCCCAGCGGAACAGAAACUGGGCAUUGCAGAACAGCAGUGAAAACAGAACCAGCUUCCGAGAGCACCUGUGUGCAGAAAACAGAAGACAUGACGGGUUUCAUGGAUGACUUGACCCUCAGCUCUCCAAAGAAGAGAGAGACAUCCGUGAGAUCCAAGAGGAGCUGUGACAGGUCGUCAACAAGGUCCUCCAGCAGAUCCUCGUGCAGCUCACGCUCCAGCUCCAGCAGCUCCUCUUCAGCCUCCUCGCGGAGCUGGAGCCGCUCCAGGUCGAGGUCCCGGGCCAGGAGGAACGGUUCCCGCCGGUACAGGAGAUACUCGCGCUCCUACUCGCGCAGCCGGUCGCGGUCCCGCGGGUACCGGCGGUACCGGGGCAGGUACCACGCCAGGCACUACCGGAGGUACCGCCGCUCCCCGCCGCGCUACCGAUCCCGCGGCAGGUCCUACUACAGAAGGUCCUACUCGAGGAGCAGGUCACGCUCCAGAGGCCGGAGAUAUUAUGGAUUUGGGCGAACCAUAUACCCCGAGGCGUACAGGGGCUGGAGGAGCCGGUCACGGACACGGUCCCGCAGCAGGUCACCUCUCCAUCUCAGCGAGAAAGACAAGAGGGAACUCCUGGAAAUUGCGAAAGCCAAUGCUGCCAAAGCUCUGGGAACAGAUAACAUUGUCUUGCCAGCGAGCUUGAAGAUCCCUGCUCCUGCCAAAGAGAUAAAAAAUGAAAAACAGAAACAGGAAGAACCUGGAGAGUCAGCUGAGCAACCCAGAAGCGCAGCAGAAGACAUGACCAAGAGUGGGAUGGAGAGAGCAACCAUACAGAGGAGCAUUUCCUUCAGUCCUAAUAACACAAUGGCAAAGCCAGCCCUGCAGAAGCCAGUGAGCCAUGUUGUUAAGGAGCCAGUAGUUUCUCCAGCCAGAGAAGAGGACAGGAAGGGAAGUCCCUAUGGGCAGUGGGUUCCUGUCAAGAAGGAGGAGAAGAAAACAUUCUUAAACUUCUCACCCAAAAGCACCCUGUUCCGGGCACGCUGAUGGGAGUCACUGCCUGACUGCAGCACUUCACAUCCUUCAGUAGAGAGAUUGCAAACUUUCUGAUGGGGUUGAAGAUUUGUUAAUACUGAGUAUUUAUUUUGAGAUCUUUUAAUUUUUGGAAUCUAAGGUUUCUCUUUCAGAUAGAGAGCACACUGAUCCCGAAGCCACAGGUGGGAAUCUUGUGUAUAUUUGUAAAUAUUUUGUAUUGCUUUAUCGGACUAGAACUUGCAGGUGGGUAACUUUUUCUAAACAAUAGUUGGGUAGCUGUUCUUUGGACACUUGGAUUUACAUUGUGUAACUGUUUACUUCAAGUGAAUAAAGUUUAGUUUUGCACUGGC
Myiozetetes cayanensis is the source of this 1576-nucleotide messenger RNA. It is a transcript of the gene RSRP1, whose product is annotated as arginine and serine rich protein 1. The coding region runs from base 96 to 1238 and encodes 380 amino acids. The record is from RefSeq and is a predicted model, not a curated record. NCBI's taxonomy places the organism in Eukaryota, Metazoa, Chordata, Aves, Passeriformes, Tyrannidae. The transcript has 6 exons.